Lottia gigantea (owl limpet) is the source of this 945-nucleotide messenger RNA. RefSeq lists its product as hypothetical. Gene Ontology annotation, biological process: establishment or maintenance of epithelial cell apical/basal polarity; heterophilic cell-cell adhesion. The annotation marks the transcript as partial. Gene Ontology annotation, molecular function: calcium ion binding. NCBI's taxonomy places the organism in Eukaryota, Metazoa, Mollusca, Gastropoda, Lottiidae. The record is from RefSeq and is a predicted model, not a curated record. The transcript has 6 exons. Gene Ontology annotation, cellular component: plasma membrane; protein-containing complex.
ACAAACUUCCACUGUUCAUGUUGUGAUAUGUUUAAAGGAGAGUAUUGUCAUACGUUUGAUUCCUGUUUAAGCAGACCAUGUCAAAAUGGUGGUCAAUGUGAACACAAGAAGAAUUCAUUAAGUGACUUUAACUGUAAUUGUAGAUUAGGUUAUCACGAUAGUCUCUGUACAGAGAGGGUAUCAAAUCUCUGCUCGUUAGAUUUAUGUCAGAACAAUGGUAGUUGUACUGGUAAUCAGACACAUUUCCAAUGUGAAUGUCGUCCAGGUUUCUCUGGUUCCCAUUGUGAAGUUGAUAUCAAUGAAUGUGAGUCCAACCCAUGUCAACAUGGUGUAUGUGUGGACAGGGUUGGAGGUUUCCAGUGUUACUGUACACCAGGAUACCAUGGAACCAAAUGUAAUGAAAUGUAUAACCUGUGUAAAACCUCGCCAUGUCAGAAUGAAGGUGUUUGUAUUCAGGAGGUAGAUGACUAUAGAUGUCAAUGUCAUCCGGGACACAAAGGACGUCAUUGUACAGAUAAGGUUGAUCUAUGUUCACCAAAUCCAUGUUUUAACCACAGUAAAUGUAGCUAUGAUUAUAAUGCUACCUGCCAUUGCCCUCCUGGAUUUAAAGGAACUAGAUGUGAGGUUAAUGUAAAUGAAUGUGAAUCCAGUCCCUGUUUAAAUGGUGGAACCUGUAAAGAUUUUAUCAAUGGUUUUAAAUGUUCCUGUCACGAAUUACACGCUGGUCCUAAUUGUGAAUAUACCAGUAAGUUCGUACGUAAAGGUAAUGAUUUAGAAGGAACCAACCAUAGUUACCAUGUAGAAAAUCUGUAUAUAGUAGCAGGAACAUUGUCUGGUGCCAUUCUUAUAGUAAUAAUUGUACUCACCACAUGCUACUGUCGAAUGCACGAAACGUAUAAACAUUGUGGACUCAAGCGGCUACAAUAUAGCCGUCAAAAAGAGUAA